Molecule: messenger RNA, 2709 nt
Organism: Periconia digitata
Lineage: Eukaryota; Fungi; Ascomycota; Dothideomycetes; Pleosporales; Periconiaceae
Source: the annotation of a GenBank genome assembly
AUGUUUGUUAGGUCACGUGCGACGCGUCAAGGCAGGCGCGCUGCAUCGUCCCUUCAGGUACAGUCGAGGCUAGCGCGACUUAAACUGAGCUCUCACCACUCCGACAUUCAACCUACACCACAACAUUGUGGCCGCACCAGCACCAUGGAGGAUACAGCUAUGCCGGACUCGUCGCCGCCUCUCUUCCAUGAGCUCAAGUUCAGUAUCAUUCCAACAUCACUUGAACAGGACUACGUCCAAGAGCUAACACAGAACAUUGAAAGUCGCGGCGGCAAUGUUAUUCCAUUCGACGCGUCCAAAGGUCGCAUGAACCACCUCGCUGAAGUUACCUACAUCAUCUCCACGACUACCGACUUUCCCGACUACUACGACGCUCUCGAACUCUUGAUAAAUGUUGUGAAACCCAAGUUCAUCGACGACUGUCUCGCAGCGAACAAAGUCAAGAACCCUAGAUCGUACAGUCCAGAUACCGCGCUCUUUAUGAGCGAUGUGGUUGUGUGUGUCGCAGAUUUACCAGAGGGUGACCAGGACGCCAUCGUUGGGGGUGUUCUAGCUAUGGGUGGGCAACACGCCCAAGGACUGUCAAAGGCAGUGACGCACCUCUUUGCGCUCAGCAUGGACGAUCAGAGGUGUAGGCUUGCAGUGGACAAAAGACUGGCUCUCAAGAUUGUACUUCCCCACUGGUUCGACGACUGUCUGAAAGUUGGUCGGAGACUCAAUGAGCGCCCGUAUACCCUACCCGAUCCUGAGAUCCUGAACAUAAACGCGGGCACCAUACGUGCGCCAACCUUGAAUGCGAACAUCGUAGACGCGAUCAAUCCGGAACCUACGAAUGACCCCGCUACCCCGUUUGCCCACCUAGAGGACCCUCGCGCGAUCAAAGCCUUCUCCAAUAAGCAGGUCAAAAUUGGAGAGGACCUCAACAUCAACGACAGGCUCAGAGGAAUCAUAACCGAUGUAAUCGAAGCUGGGGGUGGUUUGAUGACUGAGGACAUAGAUGAGGCAGAUAUUUACAUCUGCAAUUAUCGAGACGGUGAAGAUUACAUCAAGGCAUCACAGAAGAAGAUAGAUGUGGGCAACCUGAGCUGGCUGUACUAUCUCAUCACACACAAUCAGUGGACAAACCCCAUGCGUCGCAUGUUGCACUACCCGCGCCCACGACAUGGCAUCCCCGGGUUUGAAAACUUCAGGAUCAGUAUUUCCAGUUACACCGGCGAAGCGCGCGUGUUCAUCGAGAAUCUCAUCAAGGCAUCCGGCGCAGAAUUCACCAAGACUUUCAGACAGGACAACACCCACCUGGUUGCUGCGCACAAAAACAGCGAGAAGUGUGACGCAGCCGCCGAUUGGGGUGUAAAUGUUGUCAAUCAUCUAUGGAUAGAGGAGUCAUAUGCUCGCUGUAAGAUGCUGCCGUUGACAGACACGAGGUAUACACAUUUCCCUCCACGUACAAACAUGGGAGAGGUGCUUGGUUCCACGGAGAUUGAUCGAGAUGCUGUGGAGCGCAUGUUCUUUCCAAAGAAUCGCAAACCACAAAUAACCAAACGCGAUUUGCAAACCGAGGACCAGCCAGAAGAUACUCCAGAGGGUGUGCCUGCAUCAAGUGCUAUUACAAAACCCGGCAGGCGCACAAAGUCCGGGGGGGCUGUCGCGACACCAGUGGCCAAUCGUCAUUCCCUGGGCAAAGAGAAUGAAACACCAGGCACAAGUGGCAGCCGUGGCGCCAAAGAUCGAGCUCUUUCAAAACUCCAUGAGUCUGCGCCAGACAUUGCGAAGUUCGAGAAGGAGAUGAAACGAAAGGGCGGCGUCAUACAUGGGGGGCGACGACCGAAAGAGGUGAACCACGACCGAAAAGAUCGUGAUUCUGGAGCAAGCAAACGUUCAAUUGACGAAGUGGAAGAUGCUGGUGAUGGAACUACUACAGAAGAAGACGAGGCUACAGGACCAGCGCAGAAAGGCAAAAAAGCCCGGAAAGAGAGAUUGGGACCGAUUGACUACCGCAUGACGGUGACCAAAGACCCCCGAUGGAUGGAACAUCCAGAAAAACAAUCGAAAGACAUGGCCCGCAUGCGCGAGCUGGGCGUGUUUAUUGGCGACAGUCACAAGAAUUGCAAUCUGCUUGUUGCACCGAGGGUGGUACGCACGGUGAAAUUCGUGGCCGCUAUGGCGUCUGGACCUACACUUCUAUCGCCAGAAUAUCUCGAUCACGCACUCAAGCACGGUAAACUCCCGCCAUUAGACAAGUAUCCAAUGGAUACGUCUGAGUACGAGAAGGAAAACAACAUCAACAUGGCAGAUGCCAUCGCUCGCGCCAAGCAGAACAAGCACCGCCUUCUGAAAGAUUGGACCAUAUUCUGCACUAAGAAUGUUAGCGGCGGAUAUGACACUUUUCAGACCAUUAUUGCUGCCAAUGGCGGUACCUGCCAGGCCUGGACGGGUCGAACCACCAAACCUACAGCGACGAGGCGGAAGAUUGAGGCUCUGCCCGAUGAGGUCUCGCAGAACCUGCUCGAAGAUGAAGGCGAUGUACUAUACCUGAUCUCCGAGAACAAAAGGAGCGAAGUUGGUCUGUGGGAGAAGUUUCGUAAGCUGGCGGAAGAACAUGAAAUGACCCCCCGCAUUGUCACCACAGAGUGGCUGCUUAGCACGGCUAUUGCACAGAAGAUGAUGUGGAAGAAGGAAUACGAGCUCACGGAGGAGAACGUGAAAUAG